UGUUUCUUUAGUAUAUUUACUAAUAAAAAUAUUUAUUUAACCUAGUAUUGCUUGACUACACUUAUCAGAGGUGUUCUUUCACUGAGAAUAAUUAUUCACUAUCUAAUCACAUUUUACUCAUAUAUGCUACUUAUUCUACUGCUGCACUCUAAAUACAUGUUGUGCUUGAAGUGACAGGACAAUUAAUAUAUACUGGUUAUAAAGUCUGUGAAAAAAAUUUAAUAUGACGGAGUAUUGGAAGUCACAAGCUAGGAAAUACUGUGAAUUUUGCAAGUGUUGGUAUGCUGAUAAUAAAGUUUCAAUAUCUUUUCACGAGAAUGGAAAACGACAUAAAGAAAGCAUUCAGAAACAUAUAUCCCAGCUCAGUAAGAAGAGUGCAAAAGAAUUCAAACAAAAAGAAAAAAUGGAUGAUGAUAUUAAGAAAAUGGAGAGUGCUGCAAUGGCAGCAUAUCUUAAAGACGUACAAAACAAUGCUGACCUCACAUCACAGAGCAUAAAUGAAAUGUUAGGUGAUAAUAAAGAGUUGCAAGUGGGUACAACCUCUACAACACCUGCAAAGAAAAGUCCACCCGUCUGGCACGAAGUCAAAGGCGAUGAUGACAGUUCUUAUUUCUGGAAUACUAGCACAAAUGAAACAACUUGGGACCCGCCUGAUGAAUAUCUAUCUCUUGCUCAACAAGAAGAAAACAAAUUGAAACAGACAAAAGAAGAGAAAACAAAAGAAAAAGUGAAAAAACAGAAGCAAAAAGAAGCCGUUAAAGAAGCUAAAGCUCACAUGGCACGGGAAAAAAUGAAAGAGUUAGCUGUAAAUAAAGAUGAACCUCCCUCGGCCAAGCCUGUGGACUACGGGCCGGCACCUCGCGCUGUCAAGCCCUAUGGUUCCUGGACGCCUGUCAUUAACGAGCCUGUUGAGGCAGUAGACCUUCAAUUGCCAAAACCAGAGAAGCAGACACCCCCACCGCCUGUGGUGAUGGAACCAGAAGUAAUCAAAUUCAAGGAAAAACGCGUCGAGUCACUUGGUGAUGGUCCAGUCGAAUUCAAAAAACGGAAAUUUAAUACUGCCAAGCGAAAUAUGCGCCAGAAAAUCGAUGAUGAUUGAAAUUAGUAUUUUUUAUACUGAAAUAAAUUAUAUUUUUAAAUA
Molecule: messenger RNA, 1141 nt
Organism: Achroia grisella
Lineage: Eukaryota; Metazoa; Arthropoda; Insecta; Lepidoptera; Pyralidae
Product: WW domain-binding protein 4
Exons: 8
Coding region: 224-1099 (291 amino acids)
Biological process (GO): mRNA splicing, via spliceosome
Cellular component (GO): nucleus; precatalytic spliceosome
Molecular function (GO): protein binding; RNA binding; zinc ion binding
Source: RefSeq, a predicted model, not a curated record